UAGUUAUUAUAGGCCCAUAAUUAAAUAAAAAUAUUAAGCUUGUUAAUUGGGCCCAAAAUCUGUUAUCGGUAAAUACCAAAUCGUUAGAUAUCUAAAAUCAAACAUUAAAUCUCAUCUGUUUCAAAUUUCAGGCGUAAUUCUCGGGGGAAAAAACGCUUCGUCUUUUGCUUCAAGUCGUUGCAGACGCCAAUUUUAUUUCAUGGGGAAGAUUGUCUUCGUUUGGGUUCGUAGCGGGGAAGAUUGUUGUUGUACCCUCAUUGUCUAUUUGUCUUCUGGAAUCUGGACUCUGGUAAUUGUUUCGCCCAGGGCCCCAUUUUUGCCAGGACCGGCCCUGGCGGCUGCCGUUCAUCGGCAAUCUGCACCAAUUCGACGGCCGAUCCCCGCACACGUACCUCGGCCGAAGCAGUACGGCGCCGUCAUGUCCCUCCAGCUCGGAUUCCGGCGGCUCGUCGUGAUCUCCUCGGCAGAGGCAGUGAAAGAGAUCGUGAAAUCGCACGACGCCGCUUUCUCGAGCCGGCCGGCUCUCGCCGCCCUGAGGAGGCUGUCGUACGACGGCCUCGACUUUGCGUUCUCGCCCUACACGGAGACGUCGAGGGAGAUGAAGAAGAUCUCCACCGUGCAUCUCUUUAACACGAAGCAAGUUCAGACUUUUCUUCCAAUUAUCAGAGAUGAAGUGUUGAAGAUGAUGGAGAAGAUAGCUAGAGAUGCCUCUUUAUUGAAUUAUGAGCUGGAGUGUAAUUUCAUGAGGGAAAAAUCAAAUUCUUCAUUCCAGUAUAGCUCUUAUUUAUAG
Messenger RNA from Salvia miltiorrhiza (redroot sage), 790 nucleotides. RefSeq names its product 5-epiaristolochene 1,3-dihydroxylase-like. The transcript is spliced from 3 exons. NCBI's taxonomy places the organism in Eukaryota, Viridiplantae, Streptophyta, Magnoliopsida, Lamiales, Lamiaceae. Bases 200 to 790 code for a protein of 196 amino acids. Gene Ontology annotation, molecular function: oxidoreductase activity, acting on paired donors, with incorporation or reduction of molecular oxygen; heme binding; monooxygenase activity. The record is from RefSeq and is a predicted model, not a curated record.